AUGAAGUUCAUCACUUGCUUCUCCCUCUUCGCCACUGCGAUACUUGCAGCUCCUGCUUCUGCUCCCGCUCCCGCUGCCGUCUUCGACCCCCAUACCAUGGACCCCAAAGCCCUAGCCGCUCUCAAGACGUGCGGCGGUGGCACGGGGUAUUGCAGCAGUGGACAAUGCUAUUGCUCCAACUACUGCGAAACUGGAUAUUGCCCUUGGACUCCUUGCGGGAAGUGCUAG
Sordaria macrospora k-hell is the source of this 228-nucleotide messenger RNA. RefSeq lists its product as uncharacterized. Lineage: Eukaryota; Fungi; Ascomycota; Sordariomycetes; Sordariales; Sordariaceae. The record is from RefSeq and is a predicted model, not a curated record.